Thamnophis sirtalis is the source of this 2610-nucleotide messenger RNA. RefSeq names its product RAB11A, member RAS oncogene family (gene RAB11A). NCBI's taxonomy places the organism in Eukaryota, Metazoa, Chordata, Lepidosauria, Squamata, Natricidae. The record is from RefSeq and is a predicted model, not a curated record. Gene Ontology annotation, molecular function: GTP binding; GTPase activity.
CGGAGCGUCACUGGUCUGGAGGCGGAGGGAGCGGCGGCUGCUGCAGGGAGCGGCCCCUUGGCUCUGCCUGCGCUUCCUUCUUCGCUCAGAGGCCGCCAUCACCGCCAUGGGGGGCUCUCGCGACGACGAGUACGAUUAUCUCUUCAAAGUGGUUCUCAUUGGGGACUCCGGAGUUGGGAAAAGCAACCUCCUCUCUCGCUUCACACGUAAUGAGUUCAACCUGGAGAGCAAAAGCACCAUCGGUGUAGAGUUUGCCACCCGGAGCAUCCAAGUGGAUGGCAAGACCAUAAAAGCUCAGAUCUGGGACACAGCUGGGCAGGAACGAUACCGAGCCAUCACAUCUGCCUAUUACCGUGGUGCCGUGGGAGCCUUACUGGUUUACGACAUCGCCAAGCACCUCACCUAUGAAAAUGUGGAAAGGUGGUUGAAGGAGCUGCGAGAUCACGCCGACAGCAACAUUGUCAUUAUGCUCGUGGGGAACAAAAGCGACCUUCGUCACCUGCGAGCCGUUCCAACAGACGAGGCCCGAGCCUUUGCAGAAAAGAACGGCCUGUCGUUUAUCGAAACCUCUGCUUUGGACUCGACAAAUGUGGAAGCUGCUUUCCAGACCAUCCUGACUGAGAUUUAUCGCAUUGUGUCGCAGAAACAGAUGUCAGACAGACGCGAGAACGACAUGUCUCCCAGCAACAACGUGGUCCCCAUCCACGUCCCUCCAACCACGGAAAACAAACCAAAGAUGCAGUGUUGUCAGAAUAUAUAACACGCUCAACACCUGGAAAGCCGCGUCUUUUCCCCCAGAUCUGAAUGGAAGUAGAGCCGGAGCUGACAUUCCUUUUUCUCCUUCUUUGGUUCUCCACUCUCUCCCCCUUUUUCUUUCCAUUACAUUUUGCCUUUAUUUCCAUCCUCCUCUCUCCGUUUCCUCAUUUCGUCACCGUUCCUCCUUGUCCUCAACCUCAGUUCUGUGACUCAUUUCUUUUUUCACACUAGGCUGCAGCAUCAUCAGAAUGCUAGUGUCCUGCAAGGCAAACGGGGUUAACGGUCACAGUGGGUCUCCUGCCGGGCUCACCUCGGGAAGGAGCGGAGAUGGGCUCUGUCCAGCCUUCCCCAUUGGGACACUCCUGUCAACACCACGGCAUGAUUUGAUAACUCCCUUGUCCCUGGCCUCUGUGCCAGGUGCCGUCUCUCGGCCUUUCGCAUCCCAGUGCCAUGCAGACUACAGCUCCCAUCAUCUCUUUCAGCCCCACCGUUUGCCCGAGGUAAUGGGAGGUGUAGAAAAAUGGUCUGGAGAAAGCCAGGUUGAGUGGGCAGUUUCCCCUCUGGGUCAAAUGCAAACUCUUUGUUGGCUUGUUGACUUUCUUUCUAACCAGAGCUGUGAACCUGUUUGGAAGACUCAAGUCGGGGAUAACCUCUGAGAAUAUCUGGGCCUAAUGGAUUAGCAUCAUGAGCGUGGCCUCUGGUCCCUCCCUGGGCAGCUUGGCCUGUGGUCUCACCUUUGGAAUUGGCUUUGUUGAGGCCACGCGCACAUGUAGCCUUUUGACGGGUUUUUAAUUCAGCCUGAGCAGACGGAUGAGGCCUCCCCUUGCAAGCAAGGAGAGGAUGAACCAGCUGGGUGACGGCGCCACUGUGCGAAUUAAAUUAUUGCAGUUUACCUGGCUCAGCCCCAACGUCUGUGGCCGGAUGUUGGAUGCCAUGUAAGUUACUCAACGAGGCAAACGCCAACUUGUUCUUGCUAGUCCCUGCGGCUCGGUCUUGUGGCAUUUAGUGUGUCGCAUGCUCUGGUAUGGGCCUGGGGGGAGGGGGGAUCAUUUUGCACAUUGCACAUGUACAGGUGAUUGGGAAGGCUUGGAGAUGGGUGUUGCAACUCCUAAGAAACCCAGACUUUUUAAUGAGAAUUGUCAGUAAAAUUGGCACUGGUGCAUCCCCCGCCUCCAACCCCUCCACUGCCCACCCAAGACUUGAUUUAAGCUGGUUUAGUUUCUCUGGGGCUCCCAGUUCCUGGCCUGGAAGCCCUCAAACCUCUCCAGUUGCACACUAAAAAGCCCCAGAGGCCUUCCUCAAGUGGUUGAGCCCUUCUGGGUUUCUAGAGGACAUUCCUUCAUCUCAUUCCCCUCGGCACUGUUUCGGUUUGCAGCCCACACCGCCUGCUCGUCUGCAGCACUGUUCACAAGAGGGGUGGGGUGGGCACACCAGCACAUACAGAAUUGUGCAGUCUUUGGGAAGCCCAGCUGAAGAGGAAGAGUCCCUGGUUUAUAGGGGGAAGGAAGGAAUGGAAGGAAGGAAGGAAGGAAGGAUGGAUGUUUCUCGCAGAUAUGUUCUUCCUGCUGCGUUGAAAGCUACUCCGCUCAGCUUGUCUGCCAGUCUUGCAGUGCUCAUGACGUGUAAGGGGCACCGAGGGCAUUGCUGUAGUCCGAUCAUCCUUUGUUUUUUCCCUCCUCCAGGGUGUUAUUUCUCUGCACACUUUUUUUUUGUCCUUUCCCUUCCAUUCCCCACUUUUUUUUUUGUAAAUUGCUUUGUACUGUUAUGCACAUUCUGUACCUUGAGUAUUUUUUAAGAUUGAUUUAAAAUUAUUCAUUUUUGGAAUUCUAAUAAAGAAUCACAGGGGAUUGUUCA